This is a messenger RNA of Neoarthrinium moseri, 2406 nucleotides long. RefSeq lists its product as uncharacterized. Gene Ontology annotation, molecular function: protein binding. Lineage: Eukaryota; Fungi; Ascomycota; Sordariomycetes; Amphisphaeriales; Apiosporaceae. The record is from RefSeq and is a predicted model, not a curated record. The coding region runs from base 1 to 2406 and encodes 801 amino acids. The transcript is spliced from 3 exons.
AUGACAGACUUGAGCUUGCGCCUGGGCCUACGAAAGGAUCCAGUCAAGUGGGAUAAGCCCCGGGAAUGUAUAGGAGAAAAGCAAGGCGAGAUACAGAAGGGAAAGUAUACCUGCUGGCGGCCGGUGGGUCGGGCGAGCGAUGUCUGGCUUAUCAUCCGGCCAAAGAUCAAGGAAUUCCUUGAUCAUUUCGGUGCCAACGUGACACUGGUCAUACUGGAGAUGUAUAUGAUUGGUCGCACCGAGGAUAGUGCAGUUCCCACGAUACUCAUCUGUUCCGAAGACCAGAAGGCGCGCAAAAGCCUCAGAAAAGCGAUUAAAGAGAGCGGUAUACUAAGAGAGUGGACCGGGGUGGGCCUCGGGGACACUCCUGUCUUACCAGACCGCAGAAGGGUCAUCCCCAUCAUGGAUCCACCGCAUAUGACAGAGUUCGCUUCUCAUCGAUACUUUGACAAGUUGAAACAGUUGAAGGAAGCAGAAGACUACGAGGAACGUGGGAAACUCACAAGCUCGGAAGACGGUGAUGCACUCGGUCGCAGGCUCUACAUUUACGUCGAAGGCAAGAAAUGCCUUGCUACAGGUGGUUUGGUCGUCUAUUUUGACGAUAAAGCAUAUCAGCUCACUGCUGGACACGCAUCAGUGCGGAGUCUUGUAGGGAGCAGUUCAGUCCUUAGCACUGAAGAAGAAGCACUUGAUGAGUGUGACUUCGACGGGCAGUCGGACGACGAAGAUUCCUCGGGCUCAUUAGAUUUGCUUGCGACUAGCCACGCAAGCCAAUCUAGCGAAGAGCCCAGUAUUUGGGAGAGCGAUGAUGAUAGCGACCGAGUCGAAACAUUCCAGCGCGUUGCCUCCGCUGAUUCUCAGGUACAAGAAAGGCUAUUGUUUUCUUCGCCAGCUCGUUCCGAUGAAAAAGGAAAAGGCAAGGUCGAAUCCGAGAUUAGUUUCGGUGCAGGCCCUUAUAAGCCAGAUGUCUUCACUUCAACGAAACUAGUCAGCUCUCCCAGUAAGGUAGGCAACCUCGCCUUCAGUACCGAUACUCUGCCCGAUUCGGUGAUGGACUAUGCGCUUGUCUCUCUUGAUAACCCGGCGACAAGUCCCUGCACCGUCUCCUUUACUGAAGGGAGCAUGCGGCGGUUAGUGACCAUCAAAUGUUGCUCCGUCAUCCUCCCAGGCGAUACAGAUAUUGUGGCCAUCACCGCUUCAGGUGGAGCGAUCAUUGGGACGCUAUCAUCUACAACAACUUUCUUACGUCCAGCUGGGAAGUUCAAAUUCCAGGAGGUGUAUCCUAUCCGCCUGGAGAGGCCUGUUGCUCUAGGUGACUGUGGUGCCGCAGUAAUUGAUCGAAAGACUGGAGAUUUCUACGGCCAUAUCACGGCAGGCACACCCGGAACGGGGUAUGCAUACAUUAUACCCGGCAAUGAGAUAUUCCAAGACAUUGCUGAAAGAUUUGGCUCUGCAGUAACGCUGAGUCCAGCGAAAACUUUCGCCCCUCGCUUCCCCUUCGUGCUCCCCUUAUCAAAAAGAAGUACAUUGGGAACAGAAGAUGUCAAAGAGAAAUCGGUGCCAGCAUCAAAUAAAUCUCCCAUAAGAUUUUCCGAUAUUCUGUCUGGUCUGAAACGGCGACCGAGUACGCCAACGCGCGAGCCUUCAAUGGCCCAGAACAACAUUUCAAAUUUGUUCUUCCUCCUUCCUGAUGAGAUCCGUGUUAAGAUUGGUAGUCAGUUGCAAUUUGCAGACCUACUCAAUUUGCGUCUCGUAUCACACGCAUGGUACAAUUUUGUGAGGUUCAACGAACCGAUUUUCGUUAUGGCGUUGUUGCGGACUCACAUUCCCAUAUAUGCGUAUAGAUUGUACCGCCUCCCAACGCCAUUCGCGAUGAAUCGUGGUGACCUUGGCUACCUUGGCCAGCUGCGGCACCGAAUGAUGGUCUCGACCAAGCUAUCUGUACUAAUAACGGAUUGGGUGGUCAAGGAGAUUUUCCUCCGCACAACUCCGUCCCAGGUCGAACAAUUUUCUCCUCAGGCCGAACGCAUGCGGAGGCGCUUGAUACCUGUUAUAUUCACGAUUUUCCACUUUUUCGAGACCUACCGAGCUGAACACUUACGGUUUGUCAAACAUCACCCCCACGGCUUGAGGAGGUCUGUGUUCACUUUCAACCCAAUCGAGCGCAGGAUCAUGGAAUCGUAUGAUGACGCGACUCUGCUCAACGUGCAUCAGAUUUUCCCCUUGUUCCUGUCAUCAUUUGUCAGACAGUUUCGACCACCAGCAUAUACAGGCAGGGUCGAGAGAUCAUUACGGGGCUACGUAAGGGAUCCACCAGCCGAUGAGGUCUACAGUGCGAUUCUGCACUUAGGGGAAGUGCAGUGGACCAGUGGUACUCAAGGGUACAGACAAGAUCUCAACCGCUAG